This is a messenger RNA of Oncorhynchus gorbuscha (pink salmon), 3776 nucleotides long. RefSeq names its product polypeptide N-acetylgalactosaminyltransferase 4-like. The transcript is spliced from 11 exons. Bases 437 to 2206 code for a protein of 589 amino acids. Lineage: Eukaryota; Metazoa; Chordata; Actinopteri; Salmoniformes; Salmonidae. The record is from RefSeq and is a predicted model, not a curated record. Gene Ontology annotation, cellular component: Golgi apparatus.
CCUAGUGAGUGAUCAACAAGGUCCACUUGCUCAGUCAGCACAUUUGAAUUUCGUGAAUAACAAGAGGUUUUAAGGUCCGAAAUAUUUCCAGCACAAGUACGCAUACAUGUAUUCUCAUUUAUUACACAGCUUCAAGAAUUCAUUUGAAAUCGAGUGAAAACAAGAGCUGGCAAGAUAAAUUCCGGAACGGAAAAGUGACAGCACGAGCCUAGCCAGCGCGGCAGACCAUCAUCAACGUGAAGAGGAUGUGGUUGUGUUGAAAGCUGCAGUCUCAGAUCGAGCUAGACAGAUGCAAACCAGAGGUUGAGUCGGAGACAAAACGCCGAGCAGCUUCCAGGAACACGGAAUGUAGUGGACUAGGUAAUAAAAGCUGUGUGGCCUGGGGACUUUUUAAGUGGCAGCUGGUGAGAUUCCACUCUAGUGGUUGCCGGGGGCGAUGAGGGUGCGUUGCUCCCGGAAGCUGGGCCUCCUAGCUAAGUCCUUCUUCCUGCUGUGGGUGCUGUGGCUGGGCUACCUGCUCCUGGUCCGUUCCGCCUCCUUCUCCUCCACAGGGAACGAUGGAGGGGAGGACGGAGGGGGCCGCAGCCUGUUGGUUAGGCACUUGGCCCCUGUGGAGGAACAGGGGAGCGAGCAGCUGGCCAGGCCUGUGUAUGUGAAAGCGCCGGCGGAUGCCAACGCUCCCGGGGAAUGGGGCAAGGCCACCAGGCUAAACCUCAGCCCGGAGGAGAAGAAGCAAGAGGAGGACAGCGUGGAGAGAUACGCUAUUAAUAUCUUUGUCAGCGAUAAGAUCUCUCUGCACCGACACAUCCAGGACAACAGGAUGAAGGAAUGCAGAGCGAAGAAGUUUGACUACCGCCAUCUGCCGACCACGUCAGUGAUCAUAGCGUUCUACAACGAGGCCUGGUCCACCCUGCUCAGGACUAUCCACAGUGUUCUGGAGAGCACUCCUGCUGUCCUCCUGAAGGAGAUCAUUCUCAUAGACGACUUUAGUGACCGAGUCUAUCUGCAGUCUCAGCUGGAGCAGUACAUCAGUAACUGGGAGCGCGUCCGCCUCAUCCGCACCAACAAGAGGGAAGGGCUGGUCAGGGCGAGGCUCAUCGGCGCCACCUACGCCACGGGGGACGUAUUGACCUUCCUGGACUGUCACUGCGAGUGUGUCCCCGGCUGGAUCGAGCCGCUCUUGGAGAGGAUUGGAGAGAAUGAGAGCACCAUCGUGUGUCCGGUGAUCGACACCAUCGACUGGAACUCGUUUGAGUUCUACAUGCAGACAGAUGAGCCCAUGAUCGGAGGCUUUGACUGGAGGCUGACUUUCCAGUGGCACUCCCUCCCUGAGGUCGACCGUAAGAAACGCAAAUCCCGCACCGAACCCAUCAGGUCUCCUACCAUGGCCGGUGGGCUGUUUGCUGUGAGCAAGGCUUACUUUGAGUACCUGGGCACAUAUGACAUGGGCAUGGAGGUGUGGGGAGGAGAGAACCUGGAACUGUCCUUCAGGGUGUGGCAGUGUGGAGGUUCUCUGGAGAUCCACCCCUGCUCCCAUGUGGGCCACGUCUUCCCAAAGAAAGCCCCCUACGCCAGGCCCAAGUUCCUCCAGAACACGGUCCGUGCUGCUGAGGUGUGGAUGGACACCUACAAACAGCACUUCUACAACAGAAACCCCCCUGCCAGAAAGGAGACCUAUGGGGACAUCUCAGAGAGGGUUGUCCUCAGAGAGAGACUGAAGUGUAACAGCUUUGACUGGUACCUGAAGAACAUCUACCCUGACCUGCAUGUACCAGAGGACCGGGAGGGCUGGCACGGGGCGGUGCGUAGCUCUGGGAUCCAUUCAGAGUGCCUGGACUACAACGCUCCGGAACACAGUCCCACGGGGGCGCACAUCUCCCUCUUCGGUUGCCAUGGGCAAGGUGGCAACCAGUACUUUGAGUACACGACACAUAAGGAGAUCCGCUAUAACUCUGUGACGGAGCUAUGUGCCGAGGUCCCAGAGGGACAGACUUACAUUGGGAUGAAACACUGCCCCCACGACAGAACCCCUACACCCCCCACCAUCAUCUGGGAGUUUAGAGAGGACGGGACCGUAUACCACCCUCACUCAGACAUGUGUGUCACCUCCUGCCGCACAGCCGAGGGGCGAGCGGACGUCCAGAUGAGGACGUGCACCCCCGGGGACAAGCACCAGCGCUGGAAGUUUGAGAACGGGGGGAACUAGCUUCACCCUAACCCUAAUUGACCUUUGACCUAAGUGCAAUUACAGUUCCACGGUGGACGAUUGAGAGGCAGGAUUUUUAAAGAGAGGACCAAGCAAAACCUCUCAGCAAACUACCUACUUGUUCCCUGUGGGAAGACUUCCUCAUUUAAAGUGCCUUUGCAAACCAAGUGGGGUCCACACCAGAGGUGACCGUAUUUAUGCCCGUCUGUCAGAAUGCCCUAGUUUUGUAGAUCUUUCCUUCCUGUCACUAUGGGAGUUUAAAAACAAUAAGAAAGCUUGAAGGAACAUUCCAGGAUUGUCUAGUGGUGUCAGAUCUAAAAGACUGGUUUCAAAGAGGAUCAAUGGCAGGCAUCAUGGGAAUUUGGUUUUUUAAUUCAGUGGGAUCGGCAUAGAUUCUAACAAGUACUGUUGCACUACAGAAUGAUUUUAUAGAAUAUUUUUUUUUUUUUCAUGUAGACCACAACAAAUAACUGAAUUGUGUUGUCCUUAAAAUAAGAUUUAAAAAAGUUUAGUACAUUAAAACGACUCAUUUCGAGGUCUAAAUGAUUACUCUUUUCUAUGUGUGGUUAAUCUGGGGGUUUGUAAUUCAAAGAUAACCCUUUGAGAUAGCUGAAUAAGUUCCAAAGCUUUGUAUCAUAUGAGACUUAACUAUACAAGCCCCAUGGAGUUAACAGAACCCUGUCAUGCUAGGAUACUGUGUGUUCUACUCACCAGUGUCUGUCUCUCUGGAGACUGUCAUGCUAGGAUACUGUGUGUUCUACUCACCAGUGUCUGUCUCUCUGUUUGGAGACUGUCAUGCUAGGAUACUGUGUGUUCUACUCACCAGUGUCUGUCUCUCUGUUUGGAGACUGUCAUGCUAGGAUACUGUGUGUUCUACUCACCAGUGUCUAUCUCUCUGUUUGGAGACUGUCAUGCUAGGAUACUGUGUGUUCUACUCACCAGUGUCUGUCUCUCUGUUUGGAGACUGUCAUGCUAGGAUACUGUGUGUUCUACUCACCAGUGUCUGUCUCUCUGUUUGGAGACUGUCAUGCUAGGAUACUGUGUGUUCUACUCACCAGUGUCUGUCUCUCUGUUUGGAGACUGUCAUGCUAGGAUACUGUGUGUUCUACUCACCAGUGUCUGUCUCUGUUUGGAGACUGUCAUGCUAGGAUACUGUGUGUUCUACUCACCAGUGUCUGUCUCUCUGUUUGGAGACUGUCAUGCUAGGAUACUGUGUGUUCUACUCACCAGUGUCUGUCUCUCUGUUUGGAGACUGUCAUGCUAGGAUACUGUGUGUUCUACUCACCAGUGUCUGUCUCUCUGUUUGGAGACUAUCAUGCUAGGAUACUGUGUGUUCUACUCACCAGUGUCUGUCUCUCUGUUUGGAGACUGUCAUGCUAGGAUACUGUGUGUUCUACUCACCAGUGUCUGUCUCUCUGUUUGGAGACUGUCAUGCUAGGAUACUGUGUGUUCUACUCACCAGUGUCUGUCUCUCUGUUUGGAGACUCAUGCUAGGAUACUGUGUGUUCUACUCACCAGUGUCUGUCUCUCUGUUUGGACCCUGUCAUGCUAGGAUACUGUGUGUUCUACU